Tribolium madens (black flour beetle) is the source of this 2132-nucleotide messenger RNA. RefSeq names its product ice-structuring glycoprotein-like (gene MFK3-17). Lineage: Eukaryota; Metazoa; Arthropoda; Insecta; Coleoptera; Tenebrionidae. The record is from RefSeq and is a predicted model, not a curated record. The coding region runs from base 62 to 1972 and encodes 636 amino acids. The transcript has 3 exons.
UGAUAGCCAUCGUCUUCUUCAGUCCAGUUUGUCCACAGCACAACACAGACCUACAAACAAAAUGUUCAAAUUGGUGGUGUUGUCCGCUCUUUUGGCUGUUGCCGCCGCUCGUCCCGGACUCUUGGCUCCGGCUGUCUACAGCAGUGCCGUCGUGGGCAGUGUACCCACCUCCAUCAGCCAUCAUAGUAGCUCGGUGGUCCACAGUGCUGCCAUCGCCGCCCCCGUCGUCCACGCCGCCCCUGUUGUACACGCCGCUCCCUUCGUGACUGCCCAUGCUGCCCCCAUCGUUGCCGCUCAUGCCCCAGUCAUCUCCACUUAUGCUGCUCACGCCGCUCCUCUCGUCUGUUUGCGGAAACGGCAGAUCUUAACAGCUUCGUUGUCCUUCAUACCACACCCAAUCUUCUAUAAAAACGCAGAAAUAUAUUGGUGCAUAUUCAGUCUUUACACAGCACAGACCUCCUUUAACAUGUACAAGCUGGUGGUGUUGUUCGCUACUUUGGCUCUUGCCUGCGCCAAACCUAGCAUUGGACAUGGGGCAGUUUCAUACACAGCCUCCAUCCCGACUGUAUCCGGGGCUGUAAGCCACCAGAGCAGAACCGAUUACGUCAGCAGCCCCGUCGUAACUUCUUACGCCGCCCCCGUCGUCAAAACCGCAGAAGUUGUCGCCGCCGCUCCCAUCGUCGAAACCGCCCCUGUCGUAAAGACCACCCUUCACGCCGGGCCAGCCGUCACUCACUACGCCUCCGUACCAGUCUCUGGAACGGCAUACACGAAAAACGUCCACUAUGCCGAAAAUGACGUAGUCACUGGAUACACCGCUCAGAUUUACAAACCUAAUUUGGCUGCUUUAGCCAAUACAAUCGAAGCUGCUGCCCCCGUUCAAGCCGUCCACACUGUUGCUCAUGUUCAACCUGAAGUCGUUGUCAAAAAAGUCGAAUUUGAAACUCCUGUUGUAAGCGAAGUACGCACUCCAGUCGUAGCUGCUGCUCCUGCCGUUUCAAGCUACUCAUAUUCCGUAGCCAGUCCAGCGGUGGAAACUAAAGUUGCAGCUGUUCCUGCCGCCCCUGCCGUCUCCUACUCUGUACCAGUCUCUACUGUCGAAAGCAGAGUUGCUGCCCCCGCCGCUACCAGCUACUCUUACUCUACUCAAACUAACACUGCUACCCCUGCUAAAGUCGUAGCUGCCGCUCCUGCUUUUUCUAGCUACUCCUACGCUGUACCAGCCCCUGCUGUCGAAACCAGAGUUGCUGUUCCUGCCACCGGCUACGCUUACAACACCGAAGCUAAAAUUGCCACUCCCGCAACCAGCUACGCUUACUCUACCGAAACCAAAGUCGCUGCUCCUGCUGCUGGAGUAGUAGCUACAGCUCCUGCCUUCUCCAGCUACUCCUACUCGGCUCCUGCCGUCCCUGCAACUAGUUACGCUUACUCCACUGAAACUAAAAUCGCUGCUCCUGCUGCUAGAGUAGUGGCUGCUGCUCCCGCCGUCUCCAGCUAUUCUUACUCAGCUCCUGCCGCCAGAGUUGUAGCUGCCGCCCCUGCAACUAGUUACGCUUACUCCACUGAAACUAAAAUCGCUGCUCCUGCUGCUAGAGUAGUGGCUGCUGCCCCCGCCGUCUCCAGUUACUCCUACUCGGCUCCUGCCGCCAGAGUUGUAGCUGCCGCCCCCGCAACUAGAUACGCUUACUCCACUGAAACUAAAAUUGCUGGUCCUGCUGCUAGAGUAGUGGCUGCUGCUCCUGCCAUUUCCAGCUACUCUUACUCAACCCCAGCUAUUGCCACCAGAGUUGCUGCUGUAGCUCCUGUUGCUGAAUAUUCUGCUGCUAUCGCAACUCCAGCUAUUUCCACUUAUGCCGUUCAAGCCCCGAUUUAUGGAACGAGAGUAACUAGUCCUGUUGUAGCUGCUAGAACUAUUAGCGUGCCCUCAAGCAUUGCGACUGAAGUACGUCAAUCUAGCGUCAAUCAAUGGUAAAUGUAAUGACUGAUUUUACAGCAUUUUUGUUGUGAAUUAAUUUAAUAUUGUAUUAUUGUAAAUACAAAAUAUAAUAGUCCAACAUCUACCAAUUGUCUUUUUCUGAAACAGGCUGUAAACGUGAACAGAUUUAAAUUAAAAAUAAAGCACAUGCACUUUG